Penaeus vannamei (Pacific white shrimp) is the source of this 1454-nucleotide messenger RNA. NCBI's taxonomy places the organism in Eukaryota, Metazoa, Arthropoda, Malacostraca, Decapoda, Penaeidae. The record is from RefSeq and is a predicted model, not a curated record.
GCUUUGUUUUGGUAAACAUCGAGACUCGAAGCCAAAGGAACGCGAUUUCGUUUCCCUUCAUUUCCUCCUCUAUGGCACGGCUGGGGACGUUAUAGCAGGGGAAAAAACGAGAGCCAAACUUCAUAAGGUGUGGCACUACAAUGAGUUUUUCUGAGGUACGAACCAUGGGAGGCAGUGUAGGUACUGGUGUAGGCAUGGGGGCAGCUAACCUGGGGCACCUCCCAGUUGAGGAAGUGGACCAGGCUGUUGUUCCUCCACCUCCCCCUCCUGCUGCAGCACCAGCACCACCACCAGCCGUGGGAGCACCCAUGUUCAGCAGUUUCCAGACAGCCUCUCUCUCCUCCUCUCCUACAGGUUUCCCCCCCAUCUCACGUCCAAACAUUGUCAGCAUGUGGGGUAUUGGGGGCUUCACCUCACCAGCCCUCCCCACCCCACCCGCAGUCACACCAAAUACCAUAGCAUCAACCCUUGGAAAUCCCCAGAUGCCCAGUGUGACCUUCUUCAAUUCCAGAGCGCCAAUGGGCUUCAAUUUUAGAAUGGCUGGGUCACAUUUAGGCACUCCUUAUGUUUACAAGCGGAAGCCGGAGGAUGAGCUAGAAGAGGUCAAACCUGUGGUAAAGCAACACAUAACUGAAGAGAAGAUGUCAGCUCACCUGAAUGCUCUUCAUUUGUCUGAGAGUUAUUGCAAUCAUAAACUUGGAAAGAAGGGUUUGCCUAGUGAAGUAGAGCUUUCUGAAGAUUCUGAUGAGGGUCUGGGCCACUUCGGGGAAGAUCAGGAUGGGAUGCUGAUGGAUGCCAAGGGCCCCAUGCGUCUCAUCAUAUCCGACGAGGUGAAGCAGGUUGUACCCGGAGAAUCUCAGCUCCCUACUUCAUUAUUAAAAAAAUUAAAUUUUCGAAUGUUGCAAGGAGACACGAGAAAGUGCAAAUUUACUUGCACUGGUCAAAAUAAGCUUUGUGGAAGCUUAGGGUUUUCUUUAACUAGUUCAGUAUGUGCCCUAAGGAUAGUGCAAGAAGAAUUAAAGUUUGGAUGUAGUAGGGGUGAAACCUCCGCCAGCAGCUCCCCAGACUCUGGGAUCUCAGUGUCAUCCCCACCUCCAUCCCUGUCCUUCCUGGGCCAGCAAUCUUCUCGUGUUUCACCAUUCAGUGCAGGUUCAGUAUCAGCUGAGGCUGGCGAUGACUUACUCUCCCUGCCUUCCACAUCGUCCGGCUCACGGGGAGGAGGAUAUUUACCCCCUUUGCGGAGACCGGCAAGCCCCCUGCCUGAUCCUAUGGCAGAUGAUGAUUUUUCUGAGCGUAUGGAGUUCAACAAUAAUAAUGGCAAUGCACCCAAUUUCAUGUGGUUAGAGGAGAACAACAACAGUGCGUUGAUUGACCUAAAUGCAGUUGAACCACAGAGAGCUCCCCUGCUGGAUGACCUACCUGAUUUGCCGGACUCAGAUGACAUGGAUUUAUAA